AUGAGUACUUACGAUAAAGAAAAUGGUACAUCUACACAGCAAGUGCUUACCGCACUUGCUGCUAAUAGUGUAUUAUUUGGUGCAUUUAUGACAGGGUUCCUUCUUUUAAGAUUGAAAUUAAAAAGAAUUUAUGAACCUAAAUCUUCAUAUGAUUUGAUUAAUGAAGAAAAGAAACCAGAGCCUUUACCAUCUGGUCUCUGGCAAUGGUUCAUCCCAUUACUGAAAAAAUCUGACAAUUUCAUCAUUCAGCAGGCAGGUUUAGAUGGUUAUCUGUUUUUAAGAUACCUUUUCAUUAUUUUCUCAUACUGUGCUGUCUCAAUGCUUUAUAUUUUCCCAAUUUUGCUUCCUGUCAAUGCAGCAAAUGGUAAUAAUGAAACUGGUCUAAACAUUUUGGCUUACCAAAAUAUCAAGGAUUCAAAACGUUAUUAUGCACAUGUCUUCAUAAGUUGGAUCUUCUUCUGGGGCUUCUUAUUCAUUGUCUAUAGAGAAUUAUACUACUAUAACUCAUUGAGACAAAACGUUUUAUCUUCCAACAGAUAUGCCAAAAAGUUAUCUUCAAAGACAGUAUUGUUCCAAAAUGUGCCAGAUCAAUAUUUAAGUGAAACUGAAUUUACCAAGCUAUUCUCUGGUGUGAAAAAAAUCUGGAUUGCUAGAUCCCCAGUUGGUUUAGAUAAAAAGGUCAAAGAAAGAGAUGACUUGGCCUACAACUUAGAAGGUGUCCUUACUGCAUAUUUACAAAAGGCUAUAAAAAAAAUAAAUAAAAUCAAAAAGAAGGACCCUUCCUAUGGUACUUUAAUACAAGAAUCAACAAUCGAUGAUUUUGUCAAAAAGCCAAAACACAGAGAGAAUAAAUGGAAACUGUUCUUUUCCAAAAAGAUUGACACUUUCGAAUAUUAUAAGAACAUCUUGCCUGAGAAGAAUGAAAAAGUUGCAGAAUUGCAAAGCAAUCAAUUAGAUUCUAAACCGAUCAAUUCAGUUUUCGUCCUUUUCGAAUCUCAAUACCAUGCUCAAAUCGCAUCUCAAGUGUUGACAUAUCAUGGUCCAUUGAAUUUAACUCCUGCUUAUAUUGGUAUUGAUCCAAAGGAUAUCAUAUGGUUUAAUUUAAGAAUGUACCCAGUUGAACGUUUAAUUAGAAAAUCUGCUGCUGUUAUUGCAAUUGUUGUAGUCGUUAUUUUAUGGUCUUUCCCUGUCGCUUUUGUUGGCAUGAUCUCUAAUAUCACAUAUUUGACUAAUAAAUUGCAUUGGCUAAACUUCAUUUAUAAAUUACCAGAUGUUUUAUUGGGUAUCCUAACAUCUUUAGCACCAACUAUUGCAUUGGCUUUAUUAAUGAUGUGUUUGCCAAUUUUCAUUAGAGCAAUGGCGUUUUUUGGUGGUGCUCCAUCACAUCAAAAUGUAGAGAGGUUUACUCAACAAGCUUAUUUUGCAUUCCAAGUUAUCCAAGUUUUCUUAGUUACAACUAUUACAUCUGCUGCUACUUCAACCGUUACUCAAAUUGUUGAAAAUCCUGCUAGUGCAAUGUUCUUGUUAGCUACAAAUUUACCAAAAGCUUCCAACUUUUAUAUUGCUUAUAUUGUUUUACAAGGUAUGGCUGCAUCAUCUGGUAUGCUGCUGCAAUUCGUUCCAUUGUUACUAUAUUAUUUAUUAGGUAACAUACUUGAUAAAACUCCAAGAAAGAAGUUUAAUAGAUUUAAUACUCUUUCAUCAGUUGACUGGGGUACCACUUUCCCAAUCUAUACAAAUUUGGCUGUCAUCGUAUUUUCAUAUGCUAUAAUUUCUCCAAUUAUUCUGUUAUUUGGUGCAUUUGGUUUCUUCUUACUGUGGGUUUCUUACUUAUACAAUUUGAAUUAUGUUUAUCAAGAAGCUCCAGAUUCAAGAGGUGUUCAUUAUCCAAGAGCAUUAUUCCAAACAAUUGUAGGUAUUUACAUUGGUCAAAUUUGUCUAUUGGGUUUGUUUGUCUUUGGUAAAGGUUGGGGACCAAUUGUACUACAAUGUAUUGGUUUAGGUGUAACAUUGUUUAUUCAUUUAAUGUUUAACCAUUGUUUUGAUCAUUUGAUCAAAUUUAUUCCUAUUGACACAAUGAAACCAUUGGAUGGUAAAUCAGAGACAGUAUCAUAUAUUAACUUGGAGAAAGAUCUUGUUAACCCUGAAGAUAGAAUCAAAGAAUUACCAGCAUUUCCAAUUAGAAAAUACCAUUCCAAUAUUAAUAAUGACAGUAAUGAAAGUAAAAAAUUGGAAUAUACCUAUGAGAUCGACAAUAAAACUGAAUAUCCAAACAUGGAGACUUCAGAAAAUAAUAUGUUCCUAAACCCUCUGUUGGCAGAUGGUAACACCACAGAGGUCGCAAUUCCAAGAUUCUGGAAGAGAUUUUUCAAUGUCCACGAAUAUUCCUCUUACAAAGCUGUUAAGACUAGAAUUCCCGAAAUCUACCAUUUACAAGAUCCAAAUGAAAAGACUGACGAUGAUGACAUCGUUCAUGCGUAUGACUACCCUGCUGUUAGUGCAAAAUGCCCUUUCCUAUGGAUUCCAAAAGAUCCAUAUGGGUUCUCUGACGCUUUAAUCGAGGAAUUCCAAGGAAUCAUUAAAAUCUCCAACGAAGGUGCUUAUUUCGAUGACAAAGGUAAUGCUACCUAUGAUUCAAGACCACCAUCUUACGAUGAUCUAAUUGAAGAAGAAGACAUUGUUAACGUUGAAUUUUCCCAUAGAAAAUCGAAAGAUGAUCUAGAUCCUUUCGACGACUCUAAGGAAAUCUUAUCAAGCGAUUCAAAUACAAACUAA
This is a messenger RNA of Vanderwaltozyma polyspora DSM 70294, 2775 nucleotides long. It is a transcript of the gene RSN1, whose product is annotated as Rsn1p. The transcript has a single exon. Gene Ontology annotation, molecular function: calcium-activated cation channel activity. Gene Ontology annotation, cellular component: plasma membrane. The record is from RefSeq and is a predicted model, not a curated record. NCBI's taxonomy places the organism in Eukaryota, Fungi, Ascomycota, Saccharomycetes, Saccharomycetales, Saccharomycetaceae. The coding region runs from base 1 to 2775 and encodes 924 amino acids.